This is a messenger RNA of Microstroma glucosiphilum, 1348 nucleotides long. RefSeq names its product Thg1-domain-containing protein. Bases 359 to 1348 code for a protein of 329 amino acids. Lineage: Eukaryota; Fungi; Basidiomycota; Exobasidiomycetes; Microstromatales; Microstromataceae. The transcript has 6 exons. The record is from RefSeq and is a predicted model, not a curated record. Gene Ontology annotation, molecular function: magnesium ion binding; tRNA guanylyltransferase activity. Gene Ontology annotation, biological process: tRNA modification.
CGCCCAGGUACAUCUGUAGGCGCCUCACGAUGGCCUCCUGCUGGACGAGCUCACGAAGAGUCACAACGGCUGCGAGCGCUAACAGCCUCAGCACGAAGGAACUACGAUGAGAUUGCGGCAACCGCGGGAACUAGCAUCAAGGCUGAUGAAAUGGACGAUCGAGGUGCAAGCGUUGUCCAGUAUUGAGAAUAGGUACGAUCUCGCGAGAGAAGAGCUCAAUGGAGUGCCUCGCAGUCUAGAACACGACCCUCCGGCUCCGCCUCGCCCGAUGUGACUUUUUCCCUUUCCGCCUGCGUGCGAUUCACUCCCGCUCCUUGAGUCCACACGAUACAAUCCCUCGCCUUACACGCCCGAGGCAAUGGCCGGCUCACGCUUCGCGUACGUGCGCUCUUUUGAGCUGCCCGAUCCGGUGCUUCCGGGUGUUUUCAUGGUGGUGAGAAUCGACGGAAAGGGCUUCCAUGGGUUCUCUCAAGCACAUGAAUUCGAGAAGCCGAACGAUGCGGUCGCUCUGGAGCUGAUGAACCAUGCUGCGAGGCACGUCUGUCAGGAGUUGCGGGGUGACGUGACGCUGGCCUUCGGCGAAUCGGACGAAUACAGCUUCUUGUUGAAGAAGUCUUGCAAGCUGUAUAACCGGAGAGAGAGCAAGAUUGUCACGCACAUAGUAUCCCUCUUCACAUCCGCCUAUGUUUUUUACUGGCCGCAAUACUUUCCCAAGAAGGCAUUGCAGGGUCCGCCCUCCUUUGAUGGGCGGCUCGUAGUGUAUCCGGGCGUGCAGGAGGUCAAGGAUUACUUUGCCUGGAGGCAGGCCGAUACUCACAUCAACAAUCUUUACAACACGACCUUUUGGUCCCUGGUCCUCCUCUCCAACCCUCCACUCUCGGAACGUCAAGCCCACGAAACUCUCAAGGGCACCGUCUCUUCGCAAAAGAAUGAGAUCCUCUUCAGCAAGUUUGCGAUCAAUUACGAGAGACUGCCGGCAAUGUUCAGAAAGGGGACGACGGUUGUACUAGCUCCUACUCGACCCUCCAGCAAAGUCAGGAAGUCCAAACGACGCAAAGCCCAUCCUCGCGAGCUCAGAACACUGCACGUAGACAUCAUUGGCAGCGCCUUCUGGGAGGAGCCAGAGGCGGGCGCCAAAGCGGCAGCGAGGGCGGAAGGCGGGGAAGAGCGCAGCAAGAGCGAGAGUUGCAGAGGCGCUGGCGUAGAAGAUGGACUCGAGCACCGGAAGAGGCUCUACAUUCCCAUCCCUAGCUCGGUACAGGCAGACGCUGCGCCUUUCCCACCAUGGGAGGCUCCCGAUCGGACGCAGGGUACUGCAGGUCUUGGACGGUGGGCCUUGAGGCAUUAA